Molecule: messenger RNA, 4323 nt
Organism: Physcomitrium patens
Lineage: Eukaryota; Viridiplantae; Streptophyta; Bryopsida; Funariales; Funariaceae
Biological process (GO): clathrin coat disassembly; clathrin-dependent endocytosis
Cellular component (GO): intracellular membrane-bounded organelle; cytoplasm; vesicle
Molecular function (GO): clathrin binding
Source: RefSeq, a predicted model, not a curated record
GUUGGGGGACUGACGAAACCCUAAAACGGAGGAGGAGGAGGUGCUCGGGGCAUGAGCAAGCAACGCGAAGUGGGGUGAGAGCUUUCGUUCGCCUGGCACGCUCGAACGAUUGUGGGAUUGAAGGUUGUGGAUCUGGAAGCUGCGACUUCCCUCCCCCCACUGCUGGUGGUGGUUGUGAUGCAGAAAUCACGCAUGUGUACAGCCCCGUCCGCCAUCGCCAGUGUCUGUCAUUGCUUAUUAAUGCCCUGCCCCGAGCUAGCUUGCGCUGAAUCCGCAUAUCUAGACGCGCUACUCGCUCCUGAAAUAGCGUAGCGUUUAGAGCGGGACGUUUUUAGUAAAAAUAUUUUGGGCGUCAGGCGUUGGGUACGGUUUACGCUGAGGAGGGUUGUGUGCCUUUGAGAGCGGGUGGGUCGGAUUAGGUAGACAGGGAGUGGAGUGGGGUGGAGUGUAGGGAGUCGAUGGGAUCUGGCCGCGGGAUGAGAGUGUCGUGCUGGUGGGGUGUAAUCAAGGUGGGGAGAGCGGAGCAUUGUUGGUAAUGCCGUGCUGGGAUGAGUGGUGACAGUGUUGGAGGAGGUUUGCGAGCAGCAGAAGCCGGGGACGGCGAGGCGUGUGGAGAUCGUAGAGGAUCUGGAAGAAGACAACGACGUGCCGUAAUCCAGGUGCAGAUGCGGUGAAAUUUGUGAGAACAUCUGCAGCUCAUUAUCAUCAAUGGCCGAAUAUAGUGUCUUAGUACAGAGAACAGUGCGGAAGUAGUGAGAAAUCAUUUUGAAAGUUUCGCAAUUGAAAAUGGAGGAUCAGUUCGCCAACAUUUUGCAGCGAAACUAUGGAUUGAAGGCUGUGGGGAAAUCAGCAUCCUUGGGGCCUCGGUCAGAAGAUAGACCUGCGAGGGCAUUGGACAGAGGAAAGAGCGUUGGAAGUGGACUUGGGCGUAUUAAUCAGUCUGCUGCUGCCGCAGUGUUCGCGGCAGGAGACAGCAUCGAUGCCUACUCUCAAGGACAAAAUGGAUCGAAUAAAUCGAGCACCCGACAAACAGAUCCGCCAUCGACGUAUGAGAGUGCGCCUGAUCAGGGUUUUCGCGUACCUACUAAAAGUACAAUUGUGGGAGGAUAUGAAGAGGUUUUUACUGGGCCUAGAUCAGGUCCUGCUUCAAGCUCAAUCUUAGCUGAUGUUUUGGAUGGUAGCUUCGGCAAAUCAACAUCUCGAUCUUCUGACAGCCCGUACAGCGAGGAUAUUCCUGCCGUUUUCUACCAAAAUAAUUCAAGUCCAGACGAACGUCCUUCUCAAAAUAUUGAGGAGCAAGAAGCCCUAAAAGAUGAUAUUGUGAGAAGGCCAUCUCAACCUGAAAAUGGGAGACGGUCUACAGAAGAAGAAUUCUUAGAUUCUCUUGAAAGAGAGUCUAAAAUCAAGAGCCAGGCUGGAUCAGUUCCCAGUUCCUAUGAUAGUCCCACGUCGCAAAACUCUAAAUACAUUCCAUCGACAGAGUCUGACAGCCCUCUGAAAGGCAGUUUUAUGAGAGGAUUCGGACGCUCUAGAACGGCAGGAACAGCGCCACAAUCCACUCCUAAUGUCGGAGGUUCCCUCUUUGAGACCUCACCUGGAGAGAGGGCGAGUGGUUCGACUGAAAGCAGGUUGAAUUCUGAGUCAAAUCACAUGACAAAUUCAGCUGCAUCAUCCCUUUCCAUGGAUGGUUCUGAAGCAGAAUCCAUUGGAAGAACGGAUUCAAAUACUGGAUUCUCGGCACCCGCUUCAAACGACCCUAUUUUUCCAGAUCUCAAUGAGCCUUAUGUGCCUUCUAGCACAGAUUUGCCCACAAAACGACCCAGUCCGCUUAAGAUGUCGAGUUCCGAGCCAGACUCUGGAGGGAUAUUGCUCGACUCAUUGGAGACGUUUCCCAAAACCCCGAAAACCCCUGCGACUGCCAGCACGGAGCAGAAGGAUUCUUCCAACUCAGGACCUGGUCCUUUCGCUCCGGACUCUCAAAGCUAUCCAUCGUCUCAUGGAGUGAGUACGAGUGCAGAAGAAGGUGUACCUAUUCGAAGGGGUUUUGAUUUAAAUUCUACUGAGAGUCCUACGGCAUCUCCUUCAUUUGCACUCAGGGGAUCUCGCAGAUCUACACGCAUUGAUGUCAACCGUUCUAAUGGUUCUUCGCCGAAUAUUGAUGAGCCCCUUACCAAGUUUGAGGUGAACAUGCCCGCAGCUGGAGGGUCUGGAGAAUCACGUAGAGCUCGGAGGAAGCAGGAGCCAUCAACUGAGGUAUGGCUUACUGUUGACCAAAUUAGGCUUCUUACUAAGCCCUCGCCUUUCCCACCCCCAUCUAGACCACCUCCUCCACUGCCUCCUCUUGCAAGGCAGUAUUCUGGCUCCGACAGGCAUCACUCUAGUAACCCAAAGUCCUCUGGAACUCCAAAACACCAACCCAGCCAGCCGUCACAAUCCUCUGAAACGGAUAAGUAUUCUAGUUCAAAAUCACGAUCUUCUGGGACUGAGAGAUCUCAUUCUAGUCAGAAGGUUCAGCCGCGUGCAGAAGUGGAAAGGCAGUCUUCUAGGCAACCUAGUUCUGGAGAAGAGAGACCAAACGGGAAUGUAGAAAAGCAGGCUGGGAACAAGGACGACUUUGUUUUGCCAGAAAUCACUAUUGUCGACCUGGGACCAGAGAUCAAACCAUCUAGAGAGGAUAGGCGGAGGAUGCGCGAGCAAAUUGAGAGAGAGCGUCGUCGGGCUAAAAGAGAGGAGGAACGCCUGAGGGAGAAAGAAAGGUUAGAACGGGAAGGUUUGAAGGAUUCAAUUUUCAGGGAUACAGAACCCAACGGCGGCAGAGCGACGUCUCGGCCGAGAGAGAAUAGGCGAGAGAAAGUUUUUGAUCCUAAAGAGCGUUAUUUUCAUGACCCAGCAACCAGGAGAGAAGAAAAAGAUGUUCAGCACCGUGUUCUCAGGCAACAAGAGAAAGAAUUUCAGGAAAGAUUAGUUAAGCAAGAGGAGGCAAAAGAAAGAGAGAAUGAAAGGUCGAGUGAAAGGCUGAGGAGGUCUCAAGAAAAGGCAGCUCUAGAGGCCCAGGAGCGUGCUGAAAGAGCAGCGGUGGAGAGAGCUGUGCAAGAAGCUCAUGAGCGGGCAGAAAGAGCUGCUCGUCAAAGGGCAGCAGCUGCGAGAGAGAAAGAACGCUUGAAAGAGGAGGAGAGAGAGAGAGAAAGAGAGAGGGAUAGAGAGGAAGAGAAGUUGCGGGAUAGGUUGAGGGAGAAGGAAAGAGGACUUGCUGAACAAUUACGCACCAGAGACAAUUUCCGUGCCACCAGUGAGCCGCGUCAAAGACUCUCUGUCUCUGUCAAUCCACCUCCGGGAGGACUUUCCAGAUUUUCCUCUGGUGGAAAUCUUAACAACUUGUCAGGAACACCAGAGACACGGAAGUCGCCUUCUACGAAGAGGGGGGUUGACGAUUGGACAAAUCUCUUCACCCAGCCUUCCUCUGGUUCAGAAAAGUUUCAGGAGAUUCCAGGAGAGCCAGCAGAUAGGAGGAAGCUGCGUCUAGAAAAGCAAAUGCUCAUAGAAGAGCGGGCUGCCAAAGCCUUACAAGAAAAGAACAUGCGAGAUCAAGCGUUGCAGCGCGAGCAGGAGGAAAGACAGAGAUAUGCAAGCACAUUGGAUGCAGAUGUGCGGCGCUGGUCUGUUGGCAAGGAAGGCAAUCUAAGGGCUUUGCUUUCCACCUUGCACCUUAUGUUGUGGCCAGAAUGCAAUUGGAAGGUUGUAUCUAUGUCAGAUCUCGUAUCUGGACCUGCUGUGAAAAAAGCCUAUCAACGAGCCAUACUGUGUGUGCAUCCUGACAAAGUCCAGCAGAAAGGAGCGAAUGUGAAACAAAAGUACACUGCUGAAAAGGUUUUCGAUCUCCUCAAGGAUGCGUACGCAAAGUUCAAUAGUGAACUGUAUUGAGUCAUUCACUUCAUUAUCUUAGUGAAACCUCAACAGGCACUACCUGGACAGCACCUUUGUUUUUACAGGGACAUUAGCACCUGACGCAAGUUGUGGGUGUUGUUUGAACACAGUGCUCUAGCUUCUUCCCUUGCUGUAGUAGUCAGCUAAUGAGCUCUUCCGUACAUUGCUGAGAAGGGCUCAAUUAAUACUCUUAGCUUUAUUGCCUUUCUUUUGAGACUUUCGUGCCUCAAUGAGUUUGUUACGGGUAGUGCUGACCUAGAAUCUGUGGCACGCCAUCCCGUUUAUCUCUUAUUAUGUGAAGCUUCUGUAUCCGACUGGUGUGUGGGUAAUUAGAAGCUCUAAUGUAAGCUGGUUCACCUUGUGAAAUACUUGCCUUGUGCAUCGACUAUAUGUGUCCAA